Molecule: messenger RNA, 1543 nt
Organism: Linum tenue
Lineage: Eukaryota; Viridiplantae; Streptophyta; Magnoliopsida; Malpighiales; Linaceae
Source: the annotation of a GenBank genome assembly
AGGAGAUAGACGGGGAAGAAACAGAGCUGUAACGGCAUCUCGCUACCGGCGCUGCCAGUCGAUUAGUCGGAGGGAGCAGAUAUAUUGGAGCUGAAAAAGAAGGAAGCAUAUUGGUAAUUCUUUCAUCGAACGCCACAGAGAUCGGAGUCUUGCUCCGUCUGCCUUCACCUGCCGCCGCCUGAAUUCCACCACCUCGGUUUCGGCUGCUGGUGUGGCGCCCAGGGCUUUGGCUUAUCGACAGGGCGAAUAGAAAGAGUAGGAAAAAUAGAGACCUUUGGAACGAUUGAAGUAGUUGAAUUGGACACUUGCUGCACGUCCACUCGCGAUCGAAUUAGCAGGUGAUAGGCGGAGCCUUGCUCGGAAAAAUCAGUAAAUGGGUCAAGCAGCAAAGAGAGGGGAGUAGAAGCUCUCAGGGGUUUGUUCGUGUCUUCCUCAAUCCACCUUCUCACUAUUCGGUUUGACUUUCAGGUUCCUGUGGUGACUCUCGACUAAAGCUUCGGCGAGUUUAUCAAGUUGAUGGAGUUUGGGGUUGAUGAUGAUGAUGUCAAUGGAGAUAUAGAAAGAAAUAUUGAACUAGAUGAUGAUAGUCAAGAAGUAGGUGAUCAAAGUGAAAUUGGUGUUAACAACAUUAUAAAUGGGGAAUUUCAGCAGGACCAGUGCAAGAAAUUGGAUCAAGAGUCUCCUGAUGAGCUCCAAGAUGGAUUUGCAGUUUCAGAUGCAGAUACUGCUGAUGAGCCAUAUGUGGGACAGGAAUUCGACUCUGAAGCAGCUGCACAUGCAUUUUAUAAUUCUUAUGCAACACAAGUGGGAUUCAUCAUCCGAGUGAGCAAGCUGUCUCGCUCUAGGAGGGAUGGUUCUGCCAUUGGUCGGGCGCUUGUUUGUAAUAAAGAGGGUUUUAGAAUGCCAGACAAGCGAGAAAAAAUUGUUAGACAGAGAGUGGAGACUAGGGUUGGUUGCAGGGCGAUGAUGUUGGUAAGGAGAGUAAAUUCUGGCAAGUGGAUGGUUACGAAGUUUGUGAAGGAGCAUACUCAUCCAUUGACGCCUGGCAGGGGCCGAAGAGAUUGCAUUUACGAUCAGUAUCCGAAUGAACAUGAUAAAAUCCAGGAGUUGUCCCAGCAGUUGGCCGUGGAGAAGAAAAGAGCCGCGACCUACAAAAGACAUCUGGAACUGAUUUUCGAACAGAUCGAAGAGCACAACGAGUGUCUAUCAAACAAAAUCCGGCAUAUAGUGGACAGUGUGCGGGAUAUGGAGGGUGAGGGUCAGCAGAAGUAGUAGGUUUUAGUUUAUUAGUAGGACAAAUUUCUGCCUCUUUUUUCUUUUUUUAUGGCCCGGCAUGUAUAGUUUUCUUUCUUAGUUGGGUUCUUAUUCUUUUGGCUAAUUUCUUGAUUGAAUAAGUUUUUUUUUUUCUUGAAUAAGUAUUUAUUGGGUGCUUGAAGUAGGUAGGAGGAAACAAAUUUAGUCUACAUUUGUUUCUUUUUUCCUUUUCUGAUAGUCCCAAUUUUCCAGAUAGGGGUGAUUAUUGGGCACUCACCUGCUUACGGUU